This is a messenger RNA of Andrographis paniculata, 2170 nucleotides long. RefSeq names its product cold-responsive protein kinase 1-like. The transcript has 7 exons. Lineage: Eukaryota; Viridiplantae; Streptophyta; Magnoliopsida; Lamiales; Acanthaceae. The record is from RefSeq and is a predicted model, not a curated record. Gene Ontology annotation, molecular function: ATP binding; protein kinase activity. The coding region runs from base 861 to 1928 and encodes 355 amino acids. Gene Ontology annotation, biological process: protein phosphorylation.
UUGUGGUGAGUGCUUGUGAACAACAGUGAUGAACAAUGGCAAUUGGACAGUGGGAAGACAUGUCUACACGGCGGCGGACAAAUUGGUUGAAUCCAGUGGGAAAAUGGGAAAAGAAGACUCGGCGUCGCUGUCAAUAUUUCGAGCGCAUAUUAUAAUGAAGGCAGCAAGACAAAUCUCAGGCGCAAACUGGCCUCUGAUCCUACCUCUGCCUGCCUGCCUGCCUGCCUGCUUGGAUGCUUAAUCGCUUCAGAAUCUCUCUGUUGUGGAUGCUGGAAUUGAUUGGUGGUGUAUUUCGUUGCGUGAGCCAUCCGACUGUGCGGUUACUCAUUUGUGUAUGUUUUGUCAAUAAUUGAUUCGUUGUUUUGUUCAUUUUUGUUGAUGAUGAUAAAUCUCAGCUUGUCUGCUGCGUGCUGAAAGCCAGUUCUUGCGUUUUGUGAUAUGGUUUAGGCAUCUGACUGCUGAGUGUUGUCUAGGUUUACUUUUUCUACGUACGAGGUAAAUUUUUCGUGCGAAAUGAUAUAUAAGCCGAGCACAUGUGGAAUUUCAGCGGCGUGCAAAUGAUUGUAUGAUCUGCCUUUCAAAGGUCUAAAAGGAAUAAGUUUAGCGCAGUUUGUAUAUAUGAAUAUAUUCGCCUCGCAGAUGAAGAGUCCUCAGGCUACACUGCACCUCGAGUAUGGACCUUAAGACGGUGUAACUAAUACUAUUUUUUGUGAUCGUUCACGGUAAUGCCUGCAGGUGCAAAGAUUAGGAUGCUUUGAAAAGAUUUGAACAGGAACAUGAAGGUGAAGGGAAUUGCCUCCGCUCGUUUCUGUAAACCACUCAAGUAGGAUUGGGAGAACAUUCUCAAUCCGUUCAAGGACAUGAAUUGCCGUUGUUUUGGCACCUCAAGAAACCUGCUCCAGGAAAGGCGUCAAAAGCAUGCUCGGCAACUCAAAAAGGAUGAAGGGGCCUCAAUUGCAAAGACGAAAAAGUUCACGUACAAGGAAUUAACUGCAGCAACAAACAAUUUUCAUCGAAGGAACAAAAUAGGGCGAGGAGGUUUCGGUACAGUUUACAAGGGGGUCCUAAAAAAUGGAGUAGAAGUUGCAGUAAAGAUGCUGUCUGCUGAGUCAAAACAGGGAGUGCGUGAAUUUUUGACAGAGAUCGAUACCAUAUCAAAUGUCAAACAUCCUAACCUUGUUGAGUUACUCGGUUGCUGUGUUCAAGAAUCUCACAAGAUAUUGGUGUAUGAAUAUAUAGAAAACAACAGCCUGGAUCAUGCCCUAAGAGGCUCAAACCGAUCCAUAAAAUUGGACUGGGGAAGAAGGUCUGCUAUUUGUGUGGGAACUGCUAGAGGGCUUGCAUAUCUUCAUGAAGGACUUGUACCUCACAUUGUACAUAGAGAUAUCAAAGCAAGUAAUAUACUGUUGGAUGAAGACUACCAACCAAAGAUCGGAGACUUCGGACUAGCAAAACUUUUUCCUGAUGACAUCACGCAUAUUAGCACGAAAAUAGCUGGAACAACUGGAUACCUGGCACCUGAGUACGCACUUGGUGGUCGUUUAACAGUGAAGGCUGAUGUGUAUAGUUUUGGGGUUCUAACACUUGAAAUUGUUAGCGGUCUGAGCUGUGGAAAGACUAAUUAUGGAGGAGCCCCAAAGUUGCUGGUUGAAUGGGCAUGGGAACACUACAAAGAAGGGAAACUACGGGAUCUGGUCGAUAAAGAACUCGAUGAAUUUCCAGAGGAAGAGGUUCUUAGGUAUAUGAAAGUUGCACUCUUCUGCACUCAAGCAGUUACAAGUAGAAGACCAUCGAUGAGCCAGGUGAUCGAGAUGCUGUCUAAGAAUGUACGGCUAAACGAGAAGCAACUCACUCCUCCUGGUUUCUUUGAAGAUUCGGGACAACUAAAGACCCAAUCAUCAGGGACCUCGACUAGCUACCAACGGUAGCACAAAUGUAGGAAAGACCAAAGGGUGUGUCAUGACUUGAAGAGCAUUUCAGAAACUAGUAAAAGAGAGGAUCGACAAGAGCAAUUUAUAACUUAGGCACCUGGAUAUCAAAGGUGAUGUCUUCCCACCCUUCUUGCAUCGACAUAUAUAUAUAUAUAUAUUUCUCUUUGCAUGCGCGCUAGGAUGCUAGCAGCAUUUUUCUUGCUUUUGUUGCUCUUCUCGAUCAUCAUUUUCCAUUUUCA